AUGGUAUUGAAAAAUGAAAUAAAUGGCAAAUCUUCGAAUCUGAAUACAUCGUUAAUCUCAAGUUGCACGCUUUUAGCAGAACUUCGUAAUCUAUCCCGUAGAUCUCGAAAGAAGAAACGGCUUGGCAGUUAUAAGGAUGAAGAGUUUACCUGUGAUAUUCGUUUUAUGUCGCUAAGUGCUUUUCCAGUCACUGAUCUCGUACGUUCUGUCUGGACUGCUGUGGAUGUUCCUCCUGCCGUUGGAGUUAUUGCUGGCUGUUCGGAUGGUUACCUAAGGUACAACUGAUUGUUUCAUGAAUAGCGAGCAAAAAAAUGCCCGUAUGAACUUUUGUUAUUUUACUGUUUUGUAUUAUUUCAGGUUUUAUGUAUUUGACUAUGAAGUAAAGAAUUUUACAGUAAUUGGUCAGGGAACAUGGAACGAAAGAUGCGUGCUUUGUGUUGGUCACUUUUUCCACAUUGUCUCAACACAAUCACGACUUAUUGUCUACGCUUCGGACACAGCAGGCUACAUCAGCUUCUGGGACGUAACGCAACUCUAUAUUGAACAUUUCUCGCGUCAAAGAGAAGAUAUCGAUGAUACAGACAUUUUAGAAGAGAGGUUUAACUCUAUGAACACAGGUGACGCUUGCGUCCUUGGCAACCAAAGAUUAGAAACGGAAAAUGAUUUUAGUUCAUCAAAGAAUUCUAGUUCUCAAAAUUCUGUGGCAGAUAAUCCAAACAAGAUCAAGUCAAAGAAAGAUUUUAUACGACCAUUUUAUUCUCAUAAGCUGCAUCAGUCUGGAGUGAAUUCCAUCAGCUUGAUGACAAAAGGUGAAACAGCCUAUUUAAAACUAAUCUAUAAGCAAAUUUUUUUAGAGUGGUUUCUUUAUUAGUUUUUAAAAAACUGUGUUUUCUUUUGAAUCCCAGUAUGAAUAAAGAUUUAUAUUAACUUCAAUCGUAGUGUAUAGCUCUAGAAGUUUUAAAGUGUUCUCCUAGACCAUCCUGCAUGCAGGGGACAAUGUAUAAUUAUUGCGUUUUGCUUUCAGAGAACGACAAGUACUUGCUAUGCAGUGGUGGUGAUGAUGGCGCUGUGGCAUUUGCCUCGUUUAAAAUUCAGGCAGUGAAUGAUGAAGUGGAUAUUUGCUCUUGGAAUAUGGUUUCCAUUCCCAAUGCCCACACAUCGGCUGCGACUGGUAAGUCACUUAAAUGUUGGCGGGUAUAUAGUAAUUUUAAAUUCAUUAUGGACAUUUAGCUAAAUUCUCCACCAUAAAGCCCCUUUCGUAACGUCUUAAAACUGUGUAAAAUUCAUGCAAGGGAUGAUACACGACAACUCCAAUAUGAAAAUGCUGUGCUGAGUGGUUAUAUUACUACCUUAAAACAUAAGCAGAAACUCGACGUUUCGAGCGAAGGCCCUUUGACGAAUUAGCGAAGGCCCUUUCUGCUUAUGUUUUAAGGUAGUAAUAUAACCACUCAGCACAGCAUUUUCACAUUGGUACUACCUACACUGGUACAGACAGUUUAGGACAACUCCAAUAGUCUUCUUUGAAAUCAUUUAUUUGAAAGAGUUAGUUCUGGCCGUCGUCAUCACGUUGUCGUCCUACAUGCUGAAAGUCCCUACUUGUGUCUUGUGUAUAAGCGAUAUUUUGUAUCACAAAACCGCUUCGGAUAAAACAUCAAUUUUGGUCUCACAACAUUGAACAGAUGGGGAUGAGGCAUUAUGUUAUCGUUUCAACUUAUCGGUUCACGAAUUUCCUUCACUGAAUGUGGAUAAAUAUAAAUGCCCGCCUGCAAUCUAAUUUAAAGGUGCAAAACUUUUGAACGACAACACAGCUGUAUCUGCUUCCAUUGAUCAAAGACUGAAAUUAUGGAAAAUCGAUUGGAAUAACGAGGUAUACAUAUUCAGUUUUUUAUAUUAACAAAUUAAUUGGAUCAAAUGUGUACAAUAUGUUUUCAAAUCUAUAAGAAUAUAUGCAAACAAAUAUUUCUAUUAGUGUAUGAUUUUACGGGGCUUCGGUGGUGUUCUCGUCGUAGCAAGUGCCUUUCACUUCUGAGAUCGUGAGUUCAAUUCUCGCUGAGGACUCGUGGCACUUAUGUGAAAAAUAUCAGUCAUCGCGUUGCUAACAGUCGUAGGUUUUCCCAGGGUUUUCCCCCAGGUCCUCCGUUUUCCUCUCGCAGGGAAUGUUGGCAAGAUGGUUUGGGAUAAAUCUCAAACUAACCCUUCCAUCCCAGAUAUGCUCUGUGACAUCAAUCAGCCUGAAUCGCCAUCGGAAUCUUUAUCAGGUUGAGCUGCGUCCAUCAUAAUUCAGCUCAGUUCUCAGCUGUUUAGACAUUUUUGCAAUGGCCUAUUUAAAGGCGAUGCAUGUUGCACGGAAAGACUUCCAACGACGAUUUGUAAUGCAAAUGACGUUACUCGAAAUUUGAUUGUUUGGUUCAUGCGUAUAGCGUUACGAAUCAUUGUUGAAAGUUGUCGCGUGAAAUAUUACCUUAAUUCUUCUUUACCAGUUUUACCUACCACUCAAUGUUUAGAAUAUUAGGAUGUUGGUAGCUGGGCAUGUGUUAGCUGAUUAAGGUGAAAGAUACGCAUUUGUUCUGCAUAUUGUAAUAUAAAUCUUUUGCCAACUACCAUAGUUGGUUUCUUGCUGAGCUUCUCCGUUAUUUUCCGCUUUAGAUAACAAAGUUGUCUGCGGUGACUUUGAUUGAUGCUUACUGGCUUGACGUGGUUGAUGUUCAGGGUAUCGAUGAACAGCGAGAUAGGUUAGUAUUAGUUUAGUAAUGAUUUCCACGCUUCUUUUUUUGGAUUACGGAUAUCUCGACCUUGUAUUUUUAAAAAGCAGAAAAAAUAUGAAUGCCGCUUAUCAGUUUUGAUGUGUUGGGUUUUUUCCAUCCGACCAUAUUGUAGAAAGUAUUGGUAUUUAUUCCAAAAAUAUAAAAUGUGCGAGAAUAAAGUCAGGCCGACGUGCAGGCUAAACCUUCAACACGCAAUUGUCACGUAUGGUCAUGCACUCCACGUGAAUGUGAAGCAUGGCCGAAGGAGGCGAUGUUUACUUCGCUGUACUCUUUGACUUUGGAUGUACAUGUCACUGUGCGUGUGGUAUUAGAUAUUAGACAAUACUUUAUUUUUUUUAUUUUUUGCCCUUCCGCCCUUUAAUAUUGGCGCGGAGCAAAAAUCCGUAAUCCAACAAAAAAAAGCGUGGCCUAUACUUAAGGCUAGAUUCCACUCAGGAAAAUUAUCCAUGGAUUGGAACGGACAAGAAAUUUUUCUUUGUGUUAAAGUCAUUAGUUCCAACCCAGAGCUCACAAGACAAAGAAAAAUUUUCUUGUCCGUUCCAAUCCACGGAUAAUUUUCCUGAGUGGAAACUAGCCUUUAGAGCUACUACAACAUGUCUCAGGACUAGAUGAAUGCAAAAUUAAACCGUGUUCAAAUCCCACUGAUCUCAAAACUAGAACUGGAUAGAGCAUCUGCUAUGCUUACAUGAAGUCAAUGGCAGGCGUACUGUGUGACCACCGCAAAUCUACAGUGGUGUUGCUGACAUUUUGUAAGAGGAUUUAAAGUUGCUGGUAAUUGGUAGGAAUAAAAAAAUACCCAGAGAGAACUUAGUUAUUAGUGGCCUCACUUCUUUCUAGAAUUUGCCAGUGAAUAAUUAAUGAGGUCACACACACUGGGCGCUUUCCAUUUGAACAGAAAACCCAGUUUGCGUUUCCGGAAUGUCCAGUGGCAAAAUGGAACGCCACAGCGUGACAGGCCUUGUAAAUAAUGGGAGGCUUGUUGGGAGCUUUCCAUUUGACAGAAAUUCCAGGAAAUCUUGCUUGAAAAUCAAAUGGAACACGUUAAUUUCUGGAAUGCUGUUUCUUUAAUUUUGAAGAAUUUGACGCCGCCGCUCAAAUCUCGUCUUUCAGCAUUCGGCGAAAUAAAUCCAGACUCGAGGCACCGAAACGGUCGAGAACCCGCCAUUUUGGUUUCGGUGGCGGUUUUUGCUCGUCGAAGACUGGAAAGUAGAAACGUGGUUGGGAAAUUUUUAAUGGAUGUAAAAAUUUCGAAACUUCCGGAAUUUCCAAUUUGUGGACAACCUCGAGAGAUUGUCCGAAAUUUUCGAAACAGCAUUCCAGCACUCUUGUAUAAGCAAAUGUGCAUGCACGUGUAAGAAUCCUCUUUUGAGCUGAAUCUUUGAGCUGAAUCCUCAAAUGUGCAUGCACGUGUAAGAAUCCUCUUUUGUUUAUGUUGCUGUCUAGGAAUGGAUUAUACUACAUUGUAGCAAGCGGAGUUGGACUCAUGAUACUCAGGUAGCUUUAAAUCCGGUUUACAUUUAUAGUCGUGCCGGUUGCGACCAUACCAGGGUGGAAAGACCAUUGCUAGCGUACGCAGAUAUUUUUUGGACUGUACAACACAAUAUGAAACCGCUCGCGUUGUUCGGAGCAGUCAAAUUAAGGUAUACUAAUUAUGAGCGACGUCAGGAAGAUUUUUUCACAAAUUGGUGUGUUUUUAUAAAUGUACAUCACGCAAUAAUUUGUGUUGAAAUCCAACUAAUACUGAAAUAUUCGAUCAUUAUUUUUUGCCUUCAUCUGUCCGUUUGUGGAUUUCUUUUUAAUACAGUGAUGUAUUACGUUCAGCAUAUAUGUAAUUUGUCGUCCUGUGCUUCCAUUUUACAUAGGCUUUAGGCUUAGGCUUGGGUUUUGUGGUUUGAAUACUUACUUAUUUAGGAUAAAAUGUAAAUUAUCACCAGCUUGUGCGUUUCAUGGAUAUCGUGAAUAAUCAGUUUCUUGUCCACGAUAUGCUGUUCAACGAGUUUUGUUAUUUAGCCCUGCUGUGCAAUUCUUGGCAAAUGGAAAAAGUUCAACUUUGUUUAUACGGGCUGUAAGAAUUCAAAUAAAUCGAAAUUUUAUGAAGCCGUUCAAAGAAUUCUCUGUUUGUUUCGAAUUCGGACGUGAAAGCCGUAGAUAAGCCAUAUUGCUUUUGACUUGAACUUGUAUUUUUUCUCAUGUAAAAAUACAAUUUUUAUAACUCGAAUAUAUUUUUAAUGUUUUCAAAUUAAACCGAACGAAUCGCCAGCGGGUUAUUUUGACUUACGUCUUUCAAUUAUAUAUUAAAUCAGAGCAUAGUUUAUGAUCAGAGGUGAUGUAAAUCAAAAUAAACCGUUAGUGAUUUGUUCGUCUUAACUGAAAACAUUAAAAAUGUGCAAAAGCGGCCUUGGUUUGCCCGUUCGAGCAGCAAAUUCAUUAAAAUAUCUUUAUGUCAAAUGAAAGUAGAAAAACGUGUGGGAAAUUUGUCGACGCUGAUCAAAAAACCUGUUAAGUAACAAUGAUUAAAAGUGGUUAAUAAUUAAAAUGUAAUAUAAUGAAGAACUGGCUGCACGCGAUGCGCAAUUUUACUACUAACGUUACAUGCUGCGUUACCUGUUGCGUUACCACACCGACGAGAAAACACAUAUUAACCCGAAAUUUCCCUUGAACUGACAGUUUGUGUGGUUUGUUGCGCCAGAGAAGAGCUUGUAAAAUUGUUGCCAAGUUUACAAGUGUAUCCCUGGAAAAAUCAUGCUUGGAAAUAUAUUUACGUAUAGCAGUGUGUUGUAUUUUCUUCUCAUGCAGAAUUUAGCGGGCUUUGAUCAAACUUGCAACACAUGCGGUCAAAUAUAUUUCAACGUCGAACAUGGAGUGCAGGACAGAUUCUUGCAUGAUGGCCGAAAUCUGGCGACUAAGAUUGUUAAAAGCGACUCGGAAUGUUUCGUAGAAUGCUCGUUUGAUUGUCGAUGCAUGUCCUUCACUGUUUGUGAGAAUUCAUGUCAGUUGAAUGCUGGAAGUCGUAAGUUGGUGAAAAAAUCACUGCGACAUAAGCAUGGGUGUCGUUACUAUGAUCUUCCACCGUUUAAGGUGUAUAAGCAUUUCCAAACGCAUCUCUUCUUUUCAAUAUUUUACGCUAAUAUGCAUGCAGACGGGAGAGAAUAGUCGAGCACGCGAACAGUGCUCGGCAAGAAUAUUUAAAAUUAAGGCACAGGAAUUUUUUCGACAGAAGAUUUGUUACUUGAAAAUUUGAAGAAACACCUGCAGUAACACAUUUGUCUCACCAUGAUGUGUCUAUAUAACAAUUAGUAUUCGAGAGGUAUUUUUAUUCCUUAAGGUCAAAGCCAUGCUCAGUAUAUAAAAUUUAUGCAGACAAUGGCUGGGAUUUUCACAAUACUCUGCUCGUUUGCAGAAAAUUGCUACCGUCAGGUUAUGCACACAGGAAGAAGGUAUUUUUCCACCCUUGAACGCUACUUUCUGACAACAUGAUUUCACUAAAUACUAAUGCAUCUAAUGAUCAUGUACUAUAUAUAUUUCAUUUUGACCAUGUAAUUUCUCACUUUUCUAGAGUACAUGUGAUUCCUCAUCCAGCCCUCCAAGACUUUGCGGCUUGCCCUCAUCUCCAUUGUGUUAUAACGGGGCUACCUGUGUCGUCAAUGUCACUGACACGACCAGACCAUUCCAAUGCCAGUGCCCGACUGGCUACUAUGGAAACGAGUGUCAAAUAAAAAACCCGAAAACAUGUUUGGAUUAUUGGACUGACAAAGUCAAACCGAUGUCCGAAAAGUAUACGCUUGUAGACUCGAGCGGGAAAAUGUAUGAAAUCUUUUGUGAUUUCGACUCGGAGGAAGGCAUGGCGUGGACCCUCUUUGAAUCAUUUGAUCUGAAUCAUCACUUUUACCUGGUGGAAUAUUCGUUUACAGAAGAUUAUCCGAAAAACGACCAUAGUCUAAACUGGAAGCUUUUUCGCCUUCGAAAGUCUGUAAUGUCCGAAAUCUCGUCUCUUUCGACAUUUUGGAGGGCAACGUGUUCCUAUUCUGUGUAUGGUGUCGACUUUAGAGACUACAUCAGAGUACGACUAUCGAUAAUGGAUCCCUUAGCAUACGAUCAUAGUCCAGAAUGUUCAACUGUGGAUUACUUCGAUAUAAAAGGUACGAAUUGCAUGAAUUGCACUCAAAUAAUCUUCCAAACCAAUAAAAGAUGCUCCGUCUCCGACUUGACGUCAGUCAUACGAGUAAAUGUACUUUCGACACAUCAAAGGUCGAGCAUCAAUGUGGCAAUGGGCACUAUGCGCGACUUCUUGGCCGCUAUGACAAGUGUUCAGACCCGAAACACCGAUGUAGUGAGAAAAAUACGUCUACAACUGAAUUUUGGUUUGGUGCAGUAA
Paramuricea clavata is the source of this 7140-nucleotide messenger RNA. The record is from the annotation of a GenBank genome assembly. Lineage: Eukaryota; Metazoa; Cnidaria; Anthozoa; Malacalcyonacea; Plexauridae.